AUGUACAAUCAUUCGGGCAAUUCCCGUGCAACUUGGUUGGAAGUUAAAAAUGAUACCGAUCAGCAGAUUCAAAUCAAAAUAUCUGAAGUUGACAAUAGUGACUGGGAUGGAGAUUCUCGGCCAGAUCAUAAUUUUCAGAAUGCCAUAAUUGAAGCACAUCAAUCGAAGAAAGAACGUCAAGAACUCAAUGCACACAAUCAAACUGCAGAGUUUACAAUGACAGUUUCACAAGGUGGUAACGAACAAUUUGCUAUACGAAUUAAUCAGUGGGAUGCACGCAUUGACUCGCUGAGUCCUAUCCAUGAAAAAGAUGCAGACUGUUCAAACAACUUUCACGUACAUAUAAUAGGUGGUUUAGGUGGUGGUGACACUUUGUUUGUUACAAUUACCAAGAAAUGA
This is a messenger RNA of Didymodactylos carnosus, 399 nucleotides long. Lineage: Eukaryota; Metazoa; Rotifera; Eurotatoria; Philodinida; Philodinidae. The record is from the annotation of a GenBank genome assembly.